AUGGAGGCCCGACUGAGAGCCAGUGAGAGCCAACUGACAGACAGUGAGAGCCGACUGACAGCCAGUGAGAAACAACUGACAGACAGUGAGAGUCGACUGACAGCCAGUGAGAGCCGACUGACAGCCAGUGAGAGCCGACUGACAGCCAACAGGAAGGUGGCUUUCUCAGCCUCACUAGCAGRACCUGGUCAAKAWGGACACAUUGGACCCUUCAYCACUGGAAUCACCCUGGUCUACAGAAAUAUCUACUCAAACAUUGGCAAUGCUUAUAACCCCACUACAGGGAUCUUCACAGCACCAGUGAGAGGACUCUACCUCUUCAGGUUUUACAUCCAUGGACACGGUGAUAAUGCAGUUCCUACAACUGCAGCCUUGCAUAAGAAUGGACAUCAAAUAGCUAUUGCACAUGCUCACCAAGCUACUGGUACUAUUAACUCCUCCAAUGGAGUGUCACUGCUGCUGGAGGUAGGAGAUGUGGUCUACAUGCAUCUCUGGUCUGGGAGAAAGAUAUUUGAUGAUGGAAAUCACCACAGCACCUUCAGUGGGCACCUGCUUUUCACCAUGUAGGAGGAUUAUUGAAGGACUGUAUGAGUUCACUGUAAAGGUAAAUAUUCAGACAUUUUAACAACAUUGUGUUAGCAUUGAAAGACUUUAAACUAAGGUAAUUCUCAAGGAGAAAAGUAGGUGAAAUAUAA
Messenger RNA from Salvelinus sp. IW2-2015, 695 nucleotides. NCBI's taxonomy places the organism in Eukaryota, Metazoa, Chordata, Actinopteri, Salmoniformes, Salmonidae. The record is from RefSeq and is a predicted model, not a curated record.